This is a messenger RNA of Actinia tenebrosa (Australian red waratah sea anemone), 2232 nucleotides long. Its product is annotated as P2X purinoceptor 4. Gene Ontology annotation, biological process: calcium ion transmembrane transport; response to ATP. Lineage: Eukaryota; Metazoa; Cnidaria; Anthozoa; Actiniaria; Actiniidae. Gene Ontology annotation, molecular function: purinergic nucleotide receptor activity; extracellularly ATP-gated monoatomic cation channel activity. Gene Ontology annotation, cellular component: plasma membrane. The record is from RefSeq and is a predicted model, not a curated record.
UUCCUUCUUCAUGCUUUACCUCCUAUCAUGAAUCGUAAAAGACUAGUCGUCUUAAUAUAACCGAAUUAGAAUAUAGCGUGUUUUAUGAUCCAUGCUCCUACAUAAGACGCUAAAUUCUUAUUCGAUCUGCGAGGAUUGCCGUGCCGCGCCCUGACUUAGAUCAGGGUGAUGGGAGGCCUGUGGUUUAGACGCACCUCACCCCCCACAGUAGUUCUUCGGUAUAGUGUAUUGUGUAAGCAAAUAUGGCUGCGGACGAAACAGAAGAGAAAUGUUCCUCCUUUUGCUGGGCUCUUUUAUUCGAUUAUGACACAGAAAAGAUAGUAAGAAUACGAAACAAGAAAGUUGGUAUCAUUAAUCGAGUUAUCCAACUCCUCAUUAUCGGUUAUAUUAUCGGGUAUGUUAUAAUCUACCAGAAAGGUUAUCAAGAGUUUCAGUCCCCAUACAGUUCCGUCACUACCAAACUUAAGGGUGUGGCACUGUCUAACCUGUCCGGUCUUGAUCUUUUCGGAGGACUAUUUGUGUGGGAUCCUGCAGAUCUUGUCAUUCCUCCAGAGGAAAAUGGAGCAAUAUUUGUGAUGACAAACAUGAUUAUUACCCCAAAUCAAACUCAAGGCACAUGUCCUGAGGAUCCAAGACUGCCAAACGCAAACUGCUCUCAAGAUAGUGACUGCACUUUCAUGGCAUCCAUACCUGGARGGCAUGGCGUGAACACUGGAAAGUGUAUUCUAAGUGACAGGCAACCAAGUACGAAAGUGUGUGAGGUGUAUGCAUGGUGUCCUGUAGAAACUGAUGUGAUACCUGGAUUUAACUCAAGUCGAAAGGUGCCACUCUUAGAGGCUAUUAGGAACUUUACACUUCUAAUCAAGAACACUGUUGAGUUUCCAAAGUUUCAUGAAACAAGGCGUAACAUUGAUAAAGACAUGGAGGAUCUUAAAAAUUGUGAAUUUGAUCCAAACAAAGAUCGUUUAUGUCCUAUAUUUAAACUUGACAAAAUAGAAAAACUGGCUGGAGUUGAUUUUGAUAAAAUGGCUUAUGAGGGAGGUGUAAUGAGUGUAGAAAUAUCAUGGGAUUGUAACUUUGAUCCAUUAGCUGCGCAUUGUGAGCCAAAGUAUUCUUUCAGAAGGUUGGACAGUACUGACUCACCUAUUGCACCAGGGUACAACUUUAGAUUUCCUCGAUAUUUUAUACAAGAUGGUAAACUUCACAGAACACUAUUCAAAGCAUAUGGUAUUCGCUUUGUCAUGAGUGUAUAUGGAAGGGGAGGAAAGUUCAGCGUAGUUCCAUURUUUUUAAAUAUUGGCUCAGGAUUGGCCCUUCUUGCCAUUGCUACUGUUCUUUGUGACAUAAUAGUACUUUAUGUAGUGCAAAAACGAAACUUAUACAAGGAGAAGAAAUACUUGAAUGUAGAUGAUACACAGAUCCAGGAAGAUGGUGACAUUAAACUUAGUAACAGUGCAAGAGAUGGCAAUAGUGAUGAUCUAAAAAUUAAUGAUGAUGGUUAUGACGAUGUUGAACCAAGAGGUUCAAACUACAAACAGUUCAAGUAGAAAGGUUGAUAGGGUUAAUGUUUAGUCCAAUAUUGGGAUAGCUUGAGCCCAAGAUGCAGUAAUAAGCUAUUAGGUAUAAAUGUAUAGACAAAAUAGUUAUGAUAUUUAAUGUUUUUCACUAAACUUUUAUAUUUCCUGGAUACCUAAGCUGAGGACCCCAGGAAAUGCUGGAGACUGUGAUUGGUUGGGUUGGGAACCUUUUUCCAAUAAACACCCAGUUUGGGGAUCACAAGAAAUCAUAGGGUAAUGGGUGGAAAAUGGCUUGAAAUCCUAGGUCCUGGGGAUCAGGUGAAGUGGGGUCCUCAAAUGGCCCUUAAAUUAAGGAGGCUCUGGGUAGUUUUGGUCUGGCACACCUAGCCGCAUUGAAACGGCUACAACUUCAUCUUGAAAAACUCGAUCUGCAAGCGCUUUUCACACAAUGUCAGGAUAGGAUUAAAAUUUUCAAAAAUGAUAAAUUAGUUUAGUAAAAGUAGUAAUAGUCCACGAAAAUAUUCAUCGCGUAAUAUUGCCAGACCAAAACUACGCAGAGCAAUGGGGAGGCAAUCAUGAAUGGUUACCCUGGGUCAAGAGAGUGUUUAGCUUAUAACUUUUUAGUCAUAGGUUUCCGUUCUCAUGAUCACAAUGGAUCAAGCAACUGAGAAGCACUAAGAGAGAGAAAGAGAGAUUCUCUCCUGGGGUGGGGGGG